Molecule: messenger RNA, 3091 nt
Organism: Passer montanus (Eurasian tree sparrow)
Lineage: Eukaryota; Metazoa; Chordata; Aves; Passeriformes; Passeridae
Gene: AGGF1
Product: angiogenic factor with G-patch and FHA domains 1
Exons: 14
Coding region: 32-2188 (718 amino acids)
Molecular function (GO): protein binding; nucleic acid binding
Source: RefSeq, a predicted model, not a curated record
CUGCGGCGCAGGAGCGGGCGGGCGGGCGGCCAUGGCCUCCCCGCCGGGCGCCGAGAGCCGAGCGGACCCGGGCGAGCAGGAGGCGGCGGCGGCGUUGCAGGCGGAACUGGACGCGUGCCGCGCGCAGCUGGAGCGGGCGCGGCGGCGGCUGCGGCGCACGCAGCGCCUGUACCGGCGGGAGCGGGAGAGCGGCGAGGCGCUCCGGAGGCAGGUAGAAGAACUCACUAAAGAAAUCCACAAUAGAAAGGAGAAAGAUACGUCUAGUGUGGAAGUGCAGACGGAGGACUGUGCUGCGUGGUCACAAGCAGCAGAUUAUUACUACUAUGAAAAUUAUUACAAUCACACUGAUAUUCAAGAUUGUGCAUCUGAGCUACCAGUGCAGCACAGUCACAGGAGUGAAGGCACUGAGCAUAAUUCCACAGAGGAAUUGGAGGCAGGUGUUAAUAUUCCACUGAGGAAGGAUAGCACCAGAGCUAGUGAAGGUGGAGAAGAGGAACAUUUCGUCGAGAAUUCACAGGUUUUUGGACUGUCUGGAGUUUUACCAGUUUUGAAAUCGGAGAAAGAAGAAACUUCAGUACCAGAAGGUUCUUUGGCAGAAAGCUUGAGAGCUGCUGCAGAGGCUGCUGUUUCACAAACUGGAUUUAUAUAUGAUGAAAAUACAGGAUUGUAUUAUGACCAUAGCACUGGAUUCUACUACAAUUCAGAAAACCAACUGUAUUAUGACCCAGCAACUGGAAUUUAUUACUAUUGUGAUGUGGAAAGCGGCCGAUACCAGUUUCACUCACGAGUGGAUCUGCAGUCUUACCAGGCCUCUGGUACCAAGCACACCAAGGAUAAAAAGGGGAAAAAGAAGAGAAAAGAGCCAGAGUGGAUUACUGCAGAUGAGUAUAAGGAUUUGGACACAGAAGAGCAGAAAUCAUCUAACAGUCUGAAUUGCUUUUCCAUCACCGAGCAAGUAAGUUCUACUGAAGAAGAUGAGUCUCCAAAUGUAAGAAAGAAGACUAAAACGGACACAAAACCACUAAACAAUCUAACAGCCAAAGAAUCCAUUUCUACAGAUGGUAUAAAUACACAUUCGCACAAAAGUAUACCAGACACUGCAGCAUAUACAGAUGACAGUAGAACAGCAGACACAGAGAGUGAACCAGAAGAAGGUGAAAUUACAGAUUCUGAGUGUGAAACCUACAGUGAGGAGGAAUUAACAAGUGAAGAAACUGAUGAUUCAGAAUACUCAGAAAAUGAAGAUGAAGAAAAGAUCUGGCCUCCUUGUAUCAGAGUAAUUGUAAUAAGAUCACCAGUUCUGCAGACUGGGUCACUUUAUAUUAUCACUGCUGUGAAAUCUGCUACAAUUGGAAGAGAAAAAGAUGUUGGACACACGCUUCAGAUUCCUGAAGUUGGAGUCAGUAAGUUUCACGCAGAAGUGUAUUUCGACCAUGAUCUGCAGAAUUAUGUUCUUGUGGAUCAAGGCAGUCAGAAUGGAACAGUUGUUAAUGGAAAUCAGAUACUCCAGCCUAAAACAAAGUGUGAUCCCUACAUCCUGGAGCAUGGAGAUGAGGUGAAGAUUGGCGAAACUGUGCUUUCUUUUCAUAUUCAUCCUGGCAGUGAUACUUGUGAUGGAUGUGAACCAGGACAAGUUAGAGCACAUCUUCGCCUGGACAAGAAAAAAGAGUCUUUCGUUUGUCCAGCACUUAGCAAAGAAGAGAGAGAGCUAGUCAGAAGAAAAGCAUUAAAACAAAUACGGGUAAAAUAUGGUUUACAGAACACAGAAUAUGAAGACAACAAGGCAGUGAAAAAUCCGAAGUACAAAGACAGAGCAGGAAAACGCAGAGAAACUGUUGGAAGUGAAGGAACCUUUCAGAGAGACGACAGUUCAGCUUCUGUUCAUAUUGAAAUCAGCAACAGCAACAAAGGACAUAAAAUGCUGGAGAAGAUGGGAUGGAAGAAGGGGGAAGGUCUGGGAAAGGAUGGUGGUGGCAUAAAGGAUCCGAUCCAACUGGAGUUACAUCAGAAGCAUGCAGGUUUAGGUACUAGGAGACCGGCCUCAAUUGAAGACGUUCAGCUUGUCCAGAGCAAGAAUAAAAAGAACUGGGAUAAAGCAAGAGAGAGGUUUGCUGAAAACUUCCAAGACCCUAAAUCACAAAGGGAUACAGCUAAGAGUACACUUUGGGUUAGAGGGACUGUAGACUGAACUAUCUAGUCCCACAGCAAGGUAAUUCCUGAGUAUAAAUAGUUGGGAGAGAAUUUAUUUUUAUUCUUUUUGCUUUUGCUAAAGCAGGAGUUUGGUUAUAUGUAAAAUACAGUUGUGGAAAAAUUUAAUUCAAGAUUAACUCUGUUAUGUUAAUUGGUUUUCUGUAGUCUUCAUGCUUUUAUACACAUUUUUAAUACAAUAUGAAUGGAGUUCAGAGGGAUAUUCAAAUUUAAGUACUUGAAAAUUAUUUUCAUCAGAAACAGGAAUCUUUCAUUAUGUUUUUACACUUCACAGAAAGUUACGCAAAACAACUGUUACACUUAAAUAUGAUACCUUUAACACUUGAACAGUGGUUUAAAAUCAAGGUGAAAAAAUAAAUCCCCCAGAUCCCUAGUAAAAAAAAGUACCAUAUUGCUGUUUCUUCAUGUUUGCCAUUAAGUGCUCAACAAGAGACACACCACUCUUAAAUUUAUACAGUUCAGUACUAGUGACAGGUCUCAGCAUACAUUGGGCAAAGGAAAAGUGGGGGGGAAAGCUUGUUUUUAAAUGAUUCAUCAUUACUGUUCAAAAAUACCAUACUCCAUGAAAUAAACUACCAGCAUUAGUGAAGAAAACAAUGUUCAGAGACAGCUUGUAGCAAAAUUUUCUUCUGUGAAGAACUUGAGAUUUGUUUAGUAAAUCUGUAUCAUGCCUUUACAACAGGAGGUAUGUUUAGAAAACUGCUGUCUGUUUGUAUUUAUUAACUUCUUUUUCUGAUACAUCCAUUGCUGGCAAUGGAGUUUAUGCCAGAAAAAAACAACACAAAGAACGGAUUUUUAAUGGGGAAGGAUUUCCAAACUGAAGCUAAAUGAUUGGUAUUUACUGAAUGUUCCUAAACACAAUAAAUCAUUGUCAAUUUAAGCA